This is a messenger RNA of Verticillium alfalfae VaMs.102, 1385 nucleotides long. RefSeq lists its product as hypothetical. The coding region runs from base 600 to 1385 and encodes 261 amino acids. NCBI's taxonomy places the organism in Eukaryota, Fungi, Ascomycota, Sordariomycetes, Glomerellales, Plectosphaerellaceae. The record is from RefSeq and is a predicted model, not a curated record. The transcript is spliced from 2 exons.
GGCCGCUGCACUGCAUCGAGCGCGCCCCCAGCCUAAGGAUUCCCCCAUUCAGUCGUCUGAUCUCACUACCUUACGAGCCCUAUGAUAUCAUAUUCUUGCAGUAGGGCACAGUCAGGAUCCUUGUCAAAUCUCUCUGUCAUGAGGUACUCGAUCAGCCUCAAGUGGGUCGUCCCGAGUCUGUCCGGCGGCUGGCGAACGACUUGCGUAUGUGUCCUUCAGUCUCCUGACCUCUUCAACAUGGGGUCUGCAAGAGGAUUUGUCGGACCAUUACGAAAUGUCGCUCAAUGCCCGCUCACUCGAACACACACAGCGAUGACUCUUUUCUGCCUGCGUUGGCUAUUGCCAUUGGCAAAAGCGCUGCCAAGUGUCUUCUUACGGCGACUGUGGCUGAUUCGGCGGGCGAAGCCGGAACGAUGAACUGGCUGAGCCCGGUUCUUAUGCUCAAGUGACAGAACUCGGCAUCCGUCGUCAAGCGAGGAAUCGAGAAAUGACAAGGUGUAAACACCGCAUAAAUAUCAUGGCAGUCCAAUCCAAGACACAUCGUACUGUCAGGUCCACGAAUGAACAUCGCCCCACCAGUCAUAGCACCAGUUCUAUCCAUGGACACUCAGGUCACCCCGAUAAAGCUUGCUGCGGCGGCAGCAAUAGCCUUGCCUACCAUCAUCGCAGCCAAGCAUAUCUUACAAGUCUACGCGAGAAUCUCUGCCGCCCCGCGACGGAAUAUCACUGAAGUCGACGUUAAUCCCGCGUCCUUCCUACAAUCCAUUACCGUCACCCAGCAUGUCAACCCGAAUGGUCAUCCGGCGCUACAUGACUGCCGUCACAUGGACGUGUCGAUCCCGGAAUAUGCCAGAGAUCUGGCCGAUCAAGUGCUUCUUGCGGCUUUCGUCCGGGGUUUCUUUGGCGGAAUGGUCUUUGCCCCUGAGCGGGCCGUGCUAAGGAUUGCCAAGCUCAACCUCUUGAACUAUCCCAGUCUCAAGAGUAAUGCCUCCGUAUGGCCCGUGUGGCAUGUCAGCCAACUAGCCGGUGACGAGCUGCUGCCCGUGACCACCGUUCUCUUCGGCGCCUUCCAGAUAAGCGAUAGUCAAAUCCACCGCCCAGGGGAUAGUACCACCGAUCAAGUGGAGACGGAGAGUAGUGUUGAUUUCGUGUUCGGCUCAAGUCAGGGUAACUUUAGCGGCACUCAUCAAUUCAGUAUCCUCAGAACCAAAGGACACUCUGAAAAAGCCCGCGUCAGAUACGCACACAUCAGCUGCAACCCAAAUGGUGGCAAGCUCCCAAUGCCUGACUUCGUGGCCCCUCUGCACAACUUUUAUGCCAUGCUGCUCUUCAGGGAGGCUGUUGGAGAGGUCAAGCGACGACUGGAGUAUCGAGAUCAGAGAUAA